GUGGCCGACGAAACCAGUCCGACAGCGGUCGACGGCGGGAGUGCCGUCUCGUAAUAAUAAUAUUACUAUCAGUCUGCAAGUAAUAAUAUUAUUAUCGCAGCCUAUCACCCAUUAUAAUAACCACGGCGGUCGUGUUGUAAUUCCAUUUGCAUCCAAACGUCCGAGCGCCGCACACAUUCGCAAACACUCAGCACACGCCGUACCGGUUGGUCGAUCAGCGUGCAGAACAAUAUCGCUGUACAUCGAUUCUUGCGUAAAACCGUUUGAUCCCGUCGUCGGUCUAACUGCGUAGCGAUCGGUAUAUAUAUGGUUUUACGCGGUACAUCGAUAUAACAAUACAAUAUAUAAUACGUGUGUCGUAUAUAUAAAUCGGAUUUUUUUUUUAUCGUCCGACCGUCGUUCAUCGUACAUAACCACACCGGGAAAAGAAAAACCCAGACCGUAUCGAUCAUGGAAGUGGACAAAUACGGACCGGUCGUGAAAAUGGGCGCCGGGUACGAAUUGAGGUUCGAGGACGACAGCGAUUUCGAAGAGUCGUACCAGCACCGCGCCAAGAACGAGCUGGGCGAGACGCCGGAGCGCAGGGCCGAAGCUCUCGAGCAACUACGACGGCUAAUCAGAGAAGAGAAAAAACUUUACCUUCCUACUGACGAAUCUACAGAACUGUAUUUGUUGGCUUUCUUGAGGGUUUGCAAAUUCUAUCCAGAGAGUGCAUUCAAAAGAGUGAAAUGUUUGUACAAAUUACGACAAAAAAAUCCAAAGUAUUGCAAUGAUCUACUACCGACCUUAGAAAAAAACGUUUUUGAGCAAAAUAUUCUUACAGUCUUACCAUCACGUGAUCAACACGGAAGACGGAUAUUAAUCACAGAAUGUGGACAGAGGUGGAAAGUUAAAGAUUGCUCACUGACAGAGAUAUUUCGUGGCGUUGAGCUGGUGAUAGAAGCGGCUAUUCUCGAGCCUAGAACUCAAGUGUCAGGCACUGUGCUGUUAGUAGACUUUGCUGGUCUAACUAUUAACCAUGUUUGGCAAUUCACACCGAACUUCGCUAAAAUGGUUUUGGACUGGAUACAGUAUUCAAUGCCAGCAAGACUUAAAGAAGUGCAUAUCAUAAAUCAACCGUACAUAUUCAACAUGGUGUUUGCCGUAUUUAAACCAUUUAUGCAAGAAAAAUUGAGAAAUAGAAUGCUUUUGCAUGGUUAUGACCAUACAUCAUUAUUAGCACAUCUGGAUGCCAAAUGCUUACCAACUAAAUACGGUGGUCUCAUGGACAUAGAAACCGACCAAGGCAUAGAGUUAUGGAAUUUAUUGUGUUAUUACGAAGACAACUAUAAAGUGACAAAUGAAUUUGGUUACAAAAAGAAGAAAUAAUCUACAAUAUAUUAUGAAACUCAGUAGACUACACUCGUGUUUUAUUUGUUAUUUAAUACUACGUACAAUAUAAAUGUAGAUUAUUAUGUAGAUUUUAAUUAUUUUUUAUUGGGUUAUUGACCAAAAAUAAAAAUGUUUCAAUGUA
Molecule: messenger RNA, 1513 nt
Organism: Aphis gossypii (cotton aphid)
Lineage: Eukaryota; Metazoa; Arthropoda; Insecta; Hemiptera; Aphididae
Product: alpha-tocopherol transfer protein-like
Exons: 7
Coding region: 451-1368 (305 amino acids)
Cellular component (GO): membrane
Molecular function (GO): phosphatidylinositol bisphosphate binding
Source: RefSeq, a predicted model, not a curated record